This is a messenger RNA of Pseudophryne corroboree (corroboree frog), 6294 nucleotides long. Its product is annotated as fer-1-like protein 4. NCBI's taxonomy places the organism in Eukaryota, Metazoa, Chordata, Amphibia, Anura, Myobatrachidae. The transcript is spliced from 45 exons. The record is from RefSeq and is a predicted model, not a curated record. Gene Ontology annotation, biological process: plasma membrane organization. Gene Ontology annotation, cellular component: membrane. The coding region runs from base 126 to 6212 and encodes 2028 amino acids.
ACUGCUUGGGGUGGGAGAACAGAGCAGGUAGCAGCAGCAGCACACUGUACCCCUUCUGCACUGCAAUCAUACCCACAUAAAUGGCACUCUGGACCCCUGUGUGAUAUAACCUUAGCCAGGAUACCAUGGCUCUUAGCGUCAGUCUGAAGAGGGUGACCAAUCUCCCAGGCAAACAUGAGAGACAGGCAGCCCUGACUUUUAGAGGUUUUACACAUAAGACCAAAAAACUCAACACAGGACCUGUUGCUGAAUUCAGUGAGCAUUUUAGAUGGCCGCAUUACGGGAGAGUAGUAUCGGACGAGGUGCUAACUGUUAAAGUGUACAACUGCAGCAAAGUUUUCUCCAACAGGUUACUGGGGAAAUUAAUUAUCAGUCUUCAACAUCUCCCAAGCAGCGGCCGACUCAACCUCACAGAGGCCCUAGUGGACAAAAACUACAGCAUCACUGGGAUUUAUGUUGAGUUGGAUAUUCGUUAUCAGCCGGCAGAUGGAGCAGCUGGGGCCUGGGUUGGAGAUGAUUUUUUUGCAUCAGUGGAAGACAGCUCAGCAUACAUUAUUCGGAACAUUGCCUUUGAAGAAGAAGAGGCGGAAGCGGAAGCAGCUCGCAAGAAAGAUAUUGAUGCUGUCCGGAUAGGGAAGAGGCUGGUAAAAGGCGAUGAUGAUGAUGAUGAUGAUGACGAUGAUUCCUAUGAUGAGUCAGAUAUUGAAAUCUCUGGGAUAACGUUUACACCUGUUUUGAGUCGAUGCAGCGUUCCAGUGAGAGAUUUUAUGACCAAUCCAAAACCAAGACAUUUCCAGAUUACAGUCACGAUCGUGCAAGCUCAGAAACUUGUGGGGGUUAACAUAAAUCCAGUCGUUCAUGUUAAAAUUGGAGAUGAGAAAAGACACACUCCAACCCAGAAAUCAACUAAUUGCCCCUACUAUAAUCAGUAUUUUGUGUUUGACUUCAUUGAACCGCGUGAGGUAUUAUUCAAUAAGCUGAUAGAGAUAUCUGUUGUUCAUUCCAAGACACUUCCAUUUCUGGGCACACGGCUUGGGACAUUUAAAAUCGAUGCAGGGACUGUGUAUGACCAAGCAGAUCACCGGUUUCUCCAGAAGUGGGCAGUUAUCACUGACCCAAAAGACACAAGAGCAGGGGUAAAAGGCUUUGUAAAAUGCAACUUAUCUAUUGUUACAAGGGGUGAUCCGAUGUCUGCACCUCCAUCUUCUACCAGCAGCCAGAACGAUGAUAUUGAAAAGAAUCUGCUGCUCCCUAAGAGGUUUCCUGUAGAGAGGCCAUGGUCAAAAAUCAGUGUUAAGAUCUACAAGGCAGAAGGACUGCCCAGCAUGAAUGAAGGGUUCAUGGGAAGCUUCUCCAAGAUAAUGGGAGAAAAGAAAGUGUUCAUCGAUCCCUAUGUUCAAGUCAUAUUUGCUGGACAGCAGGGAGAAACAGCUGUGGAAAGCGACACUAAUAUCCCAGAAUGGAAUGAGCAGAUUACUUUCAUUGAGCUCUUCCCACCUCUUGCUCGAAAAAUUCAAAUUCAGAUUCUAGAUGAUGCUCAUAUUGGAGACGACGUUGCCCUGGCCACACAUUUUAUUGACCUGAAGCAAAUAUCAGACCCAAGCAAAAAUGCUGGUUUUAAUCCAACAUUUGGACCUGCCUGGAUCAACCUGUAUGGAUCUCCCCAAAACUACACACUGAGAGAUGUACAUCGACAACUGAAUGAGGGUCUUGGUGAGGGAAUAUUCUAUCGAGGCCGCAUCAUGGUGGCUGUGACGCUAGAAAUAUUCUCCAAUAAUACUGUUCAGGAAAAGAAACCAUUGCAAGCAUUGAAAAAUGCAUUCAGCAUGCUAAAAUUAAAGAAGAAAAGCAAAAAAGCAACAGCAAAGGAGAAACUGAGUGCAGCUGCAGCAGCAGUAGCAGAGAGCGCCGAAGGAGAAGACGGUGAAGAGGACAUGGAACAGCCUAAUGCCGUCACAGUAGAAGUUAAUGAUAUUCUUCCUAUGCCAGAGGAUGCUUUGGGAGUCAAGGAGGAGUUCCUUCUGUUUGGCGUAUUAUUUCAAGUCACAAUGAUAGACCCAAGUAUUGGGCAGAAACCAGUUAAAUUUGAGAUCUCUAUAGGAAACUACGGGAAAAUUGUUGAAGUAAUCACUAAAUCUGCUAAAAAGAGAACAAAAGGGGAGUCGAUACCUGAGGAGCAGCAGGGUCUGUUGGACACAGGUUCCGAAGAUGAACUCAGUGUGGAUCUUGUGGAAGACCAGCCGUUAAAUAAUGAAGCAAAUGUCAAAUCAGUGAUACCCACAAAGAGGACGGAGCGUACAGAACCAGACAACUCAUACAACUACAUACCAAUGGGCAAUGACAGACCAUGUGCAUAUGUGUGGAGCUACUGGGAGGACCACAGCUGGAGGCUAUACAAUUCCAACUGGAUAGUCAAGAUAGCUGAACGCCUGGAACGUGGGCUUGAUGAGGUAGAGAAAUUGACAAGAAGACCUAAAUCUAACCCAGAAAUACGUCUGAAGCAAGUUCUGGAGGAAUUUGUAGCUGGGUGCAGGCAAUACUCUCUGAUUGCAGGAAAGAGAACUAUGUCACGCCCCAACAACCUGGACCGCUGCAGGAUGAAGUCUCUUCCCCGCAACAUUAUCAUUUAUGCCAAACAAGCACUUAGAGCCAGCCGGAGACUGACUAAGCAUAAUGUUAAGGAGAAGAUUAAUGAUGGAAAGAAAAUUCUAACAAAAGUUCGAUUCCUGGCUAAAGAGCCGCAGUGCACAAUUCCAGAUGUCAUCAUAUGGAUGUUCAGUAACAAUAAGAGAGUGGCUUAUGCACGUGUCCCAGCUCAGAAUAUCCUCUACGCUGUGGUAGAGGAGGAGAAAGGGAAGGAUUGUGGAAAGAUCACCACUUUGUACUUCAAGAUCCCAGGAUCAUACAAUGGGGAAAUCUUUGCUAAAGCUGAAAUGUAUAUGUGGCUUGGAGUAACUAAGUAUGCCAAAAACAGCACAACUGACCUGCCAGAGGAUUAUAAACCCAUGUACGAGUCAAAUGGAGAGCUGGUGGAAUUUCCUACCCGCAACCCACCAGUCCUGCUUCAGAGGGACGAUUACCACUACUUUCAGCUAAGAGCUCAUUUGUACCAGGCUCGUAGCAUCCUACCUGCCGAUGACAAUGGCCUGUCUGAUCCAUACGCUACAGUCAUAUUUAGCAACUUUUGCCAGACUACUAAGGUCAUUAAUGAGACUCUUGCUCCCAUGUGGAAUGAACUGCUGCUCUAUGACAAUCUUCUGAUGGAUGGGAAUAUGGAAGACUUGAAAAAUGAUCCACCACUUAUCAUUAUCAAUAUUUUUGAUCAGGAUAAAUUUGGGUCACCUGACUUUCUGGGACGUGCAUUUGCCACCCCUAUUGUGACACUGCUGGAUGAAAAUGAUGAGGAAGGUCCCAAAUAUGUCCAGCCAACCCUGCAAUUCUUUGACAUCCUGAAAGGCAAUGUGUCAGGCGGGGAGCUCAUCGCUGUAUUUGAACUUAUAGAACUUGAGAACAAAACUUAUAUGAAAGAGCCAGCUGUACCAGAAUAUAUUAAGCCUAAAGAACCUGACUUCAUGGAUGAAACACUUGAACGUUACAUUAUUCCUGAAGGAAUUCGUCCAGUCCUUAAGGACUUUAGAAUAGAGGUUCUGUUUUGGGGUCUGCGGGACCUAAAGAGACUAAACUUAUUUGAAGUGAACCAACCUCAGGUGCAGAUUGAAUGUGCUGGGAUAAAAGUGGAAUCUGAAGUCAUCUUGAGUUACAAGGAGUUUCCCAAUUUCACAGAGUUGGUGAAAAAACUUCAUGUGAAGCUUCCAGAACAAGUGUACCUCCAUCCACCUUUGAGUAUUUUCGUAGUGGAGAAACGAGCAUUUGGCCGUUCUGUCAUGGUCGGGUCUGCAGUUGUGUCUAAUCUUAUGAAGUUUGCUCCAAAGGAACUGGAAGAGAUCAGUGAUGAAGCAGAAGUUAAAAAACAAAAAAAAACUUUUGCUAGGCUUGUUUCCAUACCAGCCGUUAUAAAUGUGGACCAAGACGAAAAAGACAAAAAGUUCAACCCUCUUAACCUGGUAAAGGAACCAUUUAAGAGUUUCGGCAAAGUUUCGGUAAAGGAAGAAGAGCUGGAGGAAGAAAGGCCAGACCCUGAGGAGCUGGAUUGGUGGUCAAAAUACUAUGAAUCCCUAAAAGAAAUAUCAGAACAUGUGGAUGCUGCUGAUGAUGAUGAAGAAGGUGAAAACGAAGAAGCUGGAGAUGCAGGGAAUAUCCACUCCUUAGAUGCUGCCGGUGAAGAAGAAAUUGUGGAGGUUGAAAUUGUGAAACCGAAAAGAAAACCAAUCUCCACUCUAAAGAUUUGUAAAGGGGAACUUGAAGAUGAAUAUGACAAGUUUGAAGACUGGCUACAUGUAUUUCCUCUACAUCGAGGCAAGGCAUUGGAUGAUGAGGAUGGAAAUGAUGACGAUAACUUCAUGGGAAAAUACAAGGGAUCAUUCUAUGUUUACCCAGAAAGUGAGGCCACUGAGGAGUUCCAGAUAAUGAAGGGUGUACCAAGGAACAGGCCUGUGAAAGUUCUUGCGAGAAUCUACAUUGUCAAAGCAACUAAUUUAGCUCCAGCUGAUCCUAAUGGGAAGGCGGAUCCAUACGUGGUGGUGAAAGUGGGUGAACACACCAUGGACAGUAAAGAGAGAUAUAUUCCUAAGCAGCUAAACCCAGUGUUUGGAGAGGUGUUUGAAAUUACCAUCUCAUUCCCAGUUGAAUCAGAGCUGUUAAUCUCAGUGUAUGACCAUGAUCUUAUUGGGUCUGAUGAUCUAAUUGGUGAGACUAAGAUGGAUCUGGAAAAUCGUUUCUACAGUAAUUACCGACCGAACUGUGGUCUAGCACUACAGUAUGAUGUAGAGGGCUAUAAUCAAUGGAGAGAUGCAUUCAAACCCUCACAGAUUCUCAAUUCAUUAUGUAAGAAGCACAGCCUGCCAGCCCCAGAGUACAGGAGAGAGGAAGUUAAAGUGAAUAACAAGAUUUUUAAGGUUCCCAACGAGGCAUUUCCUGAAGAGGCUUUCAUAAAAAAUAAGAACAAAGAGGAAGAUGAGAUGUUGACUGGUUAUGACGAGCACAAGGCUUUGUAUGUUCUCCAGCACUGGGAAGAGAUGCCAGAGUAUGGCACCAACCUAGUGCCAGAGCAUGUGGAAGUGAGGACCUUGUACAGCCCGGAGAGCCCAGGCAUAGGACAGGGUUCCCUUCACAUGUGGAUUGACAUGUUUCCGACUGACGUUCCUGCCCCACCUGCUGUUAACAUCAAACCACGGGAACCAGUUAGUUACGAGCUACGUGUCAUCAUAUGGAAUACUGAUGAUGUAAUUCUAGAUGACAUCAAUCCAUUUACUGGAGCACCCUCAAGUGACAUCUAUGUCAAAGCGUGGAUAAGAGGCUUAGAUGGUGACAAGCAGGAAACUGAUGUACACUUUAACUCCCUCACUGGGGAAGGCAAUUUCAACUGGAGGUUCGUGUUUCGCUUUGACUACCUGCCAACAGAAAAAGAGAUCACUUAUAAGAAAAAAGAAUCUUUCUUCUCCUUAGAAGAGUCAGAAUUCCGGGAGCCAGCUGUACUUGCCCUCCAAGUCUGGGACUACGAUCGUAUAUCUGCCAAUGACUUCUUGGGAUCUAUUGAACUGAAAUUAAAUGACAUGGUGCGAGGAGCGAAAACUGCUCAUCAGUGCACCAUCAAAUUGGCCAAAGACAGAGCCAAUCCACGCUUUUCUAUCUUCAGAAACAAACGCAUGAAAGGGUGGUGGCCCUUCAUUAAACUCAGGAGUGAGGAAGAUAUAGAGAGGGAGGAACGGGAGGCUGAGGAUAAAAGCAAGAAAAAGAAGAAAAAGAAGAAGAAUGUGAACCCGGAGGAUGUCCAAUUCAGUGAUCCAAGCGGAAACAUCUACAUCCUAGCGGGAAAAGUUGAAGCAGAAUUCCAGCUCUUAACAGUAGAAGAGGCAGAGAAGAGCCCGGUGGGGCUGGGACGCAAGGAACCAGAACCUCUGGAUAAACCAAACCGUCCCAAAACUUCCUUCAACUGGUUUGUGAACCCACUGAAAACUUUUGUUUUCUUCAUCUGGAAGAAGUAUAAGAAGUACAUAAUUGCUCUCCUUAUUAUUGCUAUUCUGACCAUUUUCCUCGUCCUGAUACUGUACACCAUGCCUGGAUACAUCAGUCAGAAGAUUAUUAAUGGCUAGUAAUCUGGAGUUUAAUGGACAUUGUAAAUACUAUCACCAUAAACUGUGUAUACUGUUCUAAAUAACUUUUUAUUUGAAUGUA